Cuscuta epithymum is the source of this 1893-nucleotide messenger RNA. The record is from the annotation of a GenBank genome assembly. Lineage: Eukaryota; Viridiplantae; Streptophyta; Magnoliopsida; Solanales; Convolvulaceae.
UAGAAUUAGGUGCGCAAUUAUUCAAACUUCACAUUUACGAGGACACCAUUUGAAGGGGUAAAGAAGAAACCGAGCAACUCACUUUACCAGUAAAUGCGAGUUCACGCUUUUCAUUUGCCAUUUAUUAUCAUCAUUAUCAUUACGAUACGAUUAGGAUUGUAUUAUAAUGAUGAUGAUAAUCAUUAAUUAUGAUCUAGGAUUAGGAAGUGCUCAGGUAAUUUUCUAAGAACCGCAAAUAUAUCAUCGUCUUCGCCAUACCCCAUUCGAUCUCCCACUCCCACCCUUCCUCCACACUCAUCGUCUUCCCGAUUCUUUCUGGAUGACCUUUCGAGUUGGGCUUUAGAUAUACCAUUUGUUUUAGUAGCAACUGAGGAGGAUGUCAAGUGGGAGAUACACACACUGGUGCUACCAAUGCAGGCAGCCCAUUAAGCCUAGAGGGUCUAAUGUUCUUUGCCCAUACUGCCAUGGAGGUUUUGUGCAAGAUCUCAAUGAGGUGGUGGGAGGAGAACGGGGUCAUUUUGGUCCAAACAUGGAUGAGGAUUUCGAUCAUCACUACUCUAGAUUCAGGGAACCUUUCCCUGACCCAAGAUUUGGGAUAAUGGAUGCACUUGAAGCAUUUACGAGGCAAAGAGUGACCGGAAGAAACCCCAAUUAUGAUAUUAGGUCAAGAUCUGGCGUUAUGCCAGAGAACAAUAUGGAUUUAAAUUCUGGGCCCGCUGGCCCAUGGAUGAUAUUUCAUGGCCAAUCUCCUGUCCGCAUGGCACAAGAUGAUGCCUUUGAGCACUUUUUCAAUGGAAGGCCAAGAAUGGGGCAUCGCCAGGCUAAUUUUGACAAUUUCUUUAUGGGACCUGGACUGCAACAGCUGAUCGAACAGCUUAGUUUGAACGGCAGGCAGGGCCCUCCACCGGCACCUCGUUCUGCAAUUGAUGCUAUGCCCACCAUCAGGAUAACCCAGAGGCAUCUUAAUACUGAUUCACACUGCCCGGUUUGCCAAGAUGAGUUUGAAUUGGGAUGUGAGGCCAGGCAGAUGCCGUGUAACCACCUAUAUCACUCUGACUGUAUCGUCCCAUGGUUGGUCCAGCACAAUUCUUGCCCGGUGUGCCGCCUUGAGCUACCACCGCAUGUAUCUGGGAGAAGGCGUGCUGACUGGAGUUCAAGAACAAACAGUGGGUCCCGCAGUAGAAACAGUGGGUCCAGCACCAAUAAUAACAGCCAGAACCAAGGAGGAAGGAGUCCUUCCUCAUUCUUAUUUCCCUUUCCGUCAAACAGGAACAAUAGUAACUCUGCAGAACCUUAUGAGGAAGAAAAUGGAACAAAUUACUCAGGGUGGUGUGCUGACUGGAGUUCAAGAACAAACAGUGGGUCUCGCAGUAGAAACAGUGGGUCCAGCACCAAUAAUAACAGCCAGAACCAAGGAGGAGGGAGUCCUUACUCAUUCUUAUGGCCCUUUUCGUCAUCAAACCAGAACAAUAGUAACUCUGCAGAACCUUACGAGGAAGAAAAUGGAACACAUUACUCAGGGUGGCAUUAUACGGACCAGUAACUGCUGGUUUUCUCCUUCACUGUUUUGUGUUUAAAACCUACUUUUAAAGGACUAUAUUCUAUGUGUUUUUUGUUCUUGUAAGCCUAAGGGUGCUGCUUGGACUGGAAGUUAAUCAUGAAAAUAUCACUGGUCACAACUCACAAGCAUGCAUUUGGAGGCCAUGUAAAUGUUCUUAAACUACCCUUUACGUAUUUUCAAAAUGUUGUGAUCAACAUUGUGCCUUUUUUUGUAUUAUCGUUUCCCUUUACCCGUAAGUGUAAAGAUAUGAAGUAUGAUAAUAUAAUGUUGCCAAAUUAUUAUUCCAUCACAACUUUACUUCAUCAAAAUUCUAGAUGAGAUAUCCCUUCAGC